CACCACCACCCCCCCAAAAUUGCUUUGGAAUUUUAUUGCCUUUUUCUCUUCUCCAAUGUUAGUUGCCUAUAGGAAACAGGUCUUUGAUGUUUUGGAGUCAUGCAACUGAAAGCUCGCAUCUCAAAAAUGACAACUUUACAUUUUGUUCCCUUUUCAGAAGGAACUACGAGAGCAAAAGGAAGUGGGAUUCAUUGUUUUUUAGUGAGUUUUAAUAUAUAAAAGCAAGGAAAAGCACAUCUACCAAAGACAAAGAAAUUAUUCUCAAAUAAUUAGUCUCAAGUAUUUGUCUGAGUGUUUGCAUAUUUAGUUAAAUUGUUUUUUCAGAAGCAUUUUAAAUUAAAAACUUUUUAAAUUUUGUUAUGAGCUAAUCCAUGACACUCUAAACUGGGCAAAUUAUCAGGUUUUACCAUCACUAUUGAAGAGGAUAUAUUUGCUUUUCAAAUGAUUUGCAAUAGCCCCAUAAGAAACUACAUGCCUUGUUUUUCCACUAAGCAUGCUCUAGGAUCCAGAGCAUGAUGUAGCAUGAGCCAGGACUGGUAGGUCACAAAAUGAGGGCAAGGACUGAAAGGAAAAAUUUCUGCUACCCUGUUUCUGGUCUGGAUGGAUAAUGGCUUUAGGUAUGACAAACAUAAUUUAUAUUUUUUUCAGAAAAAUUAACAUGAUUUAAAAAACUGUAGCAAUGACAGUUUUUAAAUUUACAUAUAUAAUGUAAAUUUGAGCUUUGUGCUGGGAAUGCUGCUGUGAAGUAGACCAAGUGUGAUUUUCUGUGACAAUCUAACUGUGCUAGAAUUUUAGACUAGAUGACUCAAAGCUGCCCUGCUAAAAAUAAAGCAGGUUUCUGUUUUAAAAUCUAAGCUGUACAUAUACAGAAUAUGCAAAAAAAAAAAAAAAAAAAAGGCAAGCUUAUAUGUAUGACAGGUUUUUGGUGGUAUGUUAUUUAACUCUGACAUACAGUUCAAAGGUUUAAAGAUAUUGAGAACUAAAGUACUUCAAAGAAAAGGUAACUGAACUGGUCUUAGGAAGCUACCUGUCCAAGAGACCCCUAUGUCAACAGCUCUUUUAUUUUUUACAAAUAAAAGAAGCUGAAUGCAGCAACUGGGGAGGCAGCAGAAGCUUCACUUCCAGGUUUCCUUUCGUUAAAUACUGUGGCGAAGUUAAGUUUUAAAAUAAAUUUAAAGGUUAAUAAUUAAAUUCCAAACCAGCUUCGCUUACCAAAUAGAGAAUGCCAUGGCAUGCGGUAUUAAAAAUAUUGAGGUAUAGUAGUUGAGUUUGUUCCAAGUCAAAUAAGCAAAAACAUGUAUCAGCUAAUUAUUUUUAAAUUGCAACAUGAUGGAGUGAGAUGAUGUUUUGGGUUCUUGGUUUUUCUUUUAGAUCCUCUAAUUUUUCUCAUCCAUUCUUUGAAACAUAUUAAUGAACUGUUUUGAUAGUCCUAUUAAGUGGAUGAUCCAGAGCCCUUACAAAGCUGCAACUUUCUUUGGGUGCAUUGGCAAAGAUAAAUUCGGAGAGAUCUUAAAGAAGAAGGCUGAGGAAGCUCAUGUGGAUGCCCAUUACUAUGAGCAGAGUGAAGAACCAACAGGAACCUGUGCUGCCUGCAUCACUAGUGAUAACAGCUUCCAGUUGCUCUGGAGAGAGAAAAAAUGUGGGAGACAAAAGUUGGUUAACAGGUCUCUUGUAGCUAACCUUGCUGCUGCUAAUUGCUAUAAGAAGGAAAAGCAUCUCGAUUUGGAGAAAAACUGGAAGUUGGUGGAAAAGGCCAAAGUUUAUUAUAUAGCAGGAUUCUUCCUGACGGUGUCACCAGAGGCAGUAUUAAAAGUGGCUGCUCAGGCUUCUGCAAACAACAAGAUCUUCAGCUUGAAUCUUUCUGCACCAUUUAUUAGCCAGUUCUACAAGGAGCCUAUGAUGAAAGUCAUGCCUUAUGUUGAUGUCCUUUUUGGAAAUGAGACGGAAGCUGCCACUUUUGCUAGAGAGCAAGGCUUUGAGACUGAAGAUAUUAAAGAGAUAGCCCGCAAGACACAAGCCCUGCCAAAGGUGAACACUAAAAGGCAACGAAUCGUAGUCUUUACCCAGGGGAAAGAUGACACUGUAAUGGCUACAGAAAAUGAAGUGACUACUUUCCCUGUGUUGGUGAGUGAUCAGAGUGAAAUUGUGGAUACCAAUGGAGCUGGAGAUGCGUUUGUUGGAGGCUUUCUCUCACAGCUCGUCUAUGACCGGCCAGUGACUGAGUGCAUCCGGGCUGGACAUUAUGCAGCCAGCGUAAUUAUCAAGCGUUCAGGUUGCACCUUCCCAGAGAAGCCUGACUUCCACUGAUACCGGUGAAUUGGAGGGAUCAAGAGUAACUCCCACGUUGCCAUGGGAUUGCUGCCUAAAUUUUUCCUCCUUCCCUUUCCUCACCUUUCCAAUUACCUGCAUCAACGCUUCUGUACUUCUGUUCAUUGUAUUCUAACCAAAAUAUAUAUUUCUACGGUGUUUUCCUUUUCAUACCACUACAGUGUCUCAGUAGUCUUAACUUUUGGAAACAGUGCUAAGUGAAGCUUAUUCUCUCAUCCGUCAGGAAGAAGUGUUCUAUCUACACAGUUUAUAAGGAAGUCCCUCGUAAAUGACACUGCUGAUUAACACCAUUAAAAUACUGUGGUUGAAUUACUUAGUUUGUAUCCAGCUGUGGCCAAAUCCUACUCAGCUUACAUGAUAUCAACAGACCUGACUUUGUUUGUCAUUAACGUUAUAAACAAAGAAUUGUUAUUUCUAUAUAGUGGAGUCAGACUAGUGUAAAGAGCAGUGUAAAUGUCUCAAGAAUUUCCUUACAUAUUCAAAUGUACAAGAUCUGGUCAUCAGGUCCAGCCCAGCAUCCAUGAAAGUGAAUAGCUAUUUUGUCGGUAAUUUAAGGACCUGAUCCAGAGCUGAUGUCAUGCAUUCAGUUGUCUUGCACUGCUGCCAGUAGCUUUGGGUCUGGCACGUGAGAGCAGGGUCUGGCCACCCCAGGUACAGUCACAUUCAUCUGUCAGGUGAGCUAACAGAUAGGUACUUUCAGUGAUUUCAGGGCAGAUGUAUGAGUUGGUGAUGAACAUAAACACACAUAUAGAUCCUAUCUCCUCCAUGUGAGCUUUCUAGAGGCUGUAUUAAGGUACACAUAGUGAAAAUGAGGUACAGAAAUAUUUAUGCAGGAUAUAUUGACAGGAUAUGCCAAAUGGAAUCUCUGAAACGCACAUUUUUAAACUUUUAAUUUACUUUGGAUAAUUAAGCAAUAUGGUGGAUUUUGUUUGUAUUUACAGUAUUCAAAGAGAUGAUCUGACACUGCAUUCAUUACUUUGCUAUGUAAUUUGAUACUGAUAAAUAAAAAAUUGUCAUACAGUAA
This is a messenger RNA of Strigops habroptila (Kakapo), 3352 nucleotides long. It is a transcript of the gene ADK, whose product is annotated as adenosine kinase. Gene Ontology annotation, biological process: purine ribonucleoside salvage. Bases 1411 to 2307 code for a protein of 298 amino acids. The record is from RefSeq and is a predicted model, not a curated record. Lineage: Eukaryota; Metazoa; Chordata; Aves; Psittaciformes; Psittacidae. Gene Ontology annotation, cellular component: nucleus; cytosol. The transcript is spliced from 9 exons. Gene Ontology annotation, molecular function: adenosine kinase activity.